AUGAGUUCAAAGUUAACUGGUGAUCGAAUAUGUUCUUAUAAACUGCACCUGUGUUCCCACUCAGUUAAGCAGUCUGUUCAUAUACUAAUGCCGAAAAGGCCAAGGAACUCAGUAAAACAAGAAGACUGUCAGUUUGAGGUUGGAACAGUUAAUGUGAAAAAGCCCGAAUGUCCAAAUGAGGCAGAAGAAAAAAACCCUGAAUGUCCAACUGAGGCAGAAGAAAAAAGCCAAGUGGAAAAGUCUGUGGGAGAUACAAGAAUUAAUGUGAAAAAGCGCAAAUGUCCAACUGAGGCAGAAGAGGAAAUCCCCGAAUGUCCAUCUGAGGCCGAAAAAGAAAACCACGAAUGUCCAACUGAGGCAGAAGAAAAAAGCCAAGUGGAAAAGUCUGUGGGAGAUACAAGAAUUAAUGUGAAAAAGCGCAAAUGUCCAACUGAGGCAGAAGAGGAAAUCCCCGAAUGUCCAUCUGAGGCCGAAAAAGAAAACCACGAAUGUCCAACUGAGGCAGAAGAAAAAAGCCAAGUGGAAAAGUCUGUGGGAGAUACAAGAAUUAAUGUGAAAAAGCGCAAAUGUCCAACUGAGGCAGAAGAGGAAAUCCCCGAAUGUCCAUCUGAGGCCGAAAAAGAAAACCACGAAUGUCCAACUGAGGCAGAAGAAAAAAGCCAAGUGGAAAAGUCUGUGGGAGAUACAAGAAAAAGAGUCUAUUGUCGACAAUGUGACAAAGAUUUUGCAAAGAAAAGUCAUCUGAAGGAACACAUUCGUGUUAAACAUGAAGGUAAAGCCUACGAAUGCGUAACCUGCCAUAAGAAAUUGCAAACACAUAAAGGACUUCAAAUACAUCGAAAACUUCAUGAAGAUAUCGGAAUGAAAUGUGGAGAAUGUGAUGAACGGUUCACAUAUAAGUCAGACUUGGAUAGACAUUACAGAGCACUUCAUACAAGUUUAGAGUAUAACUGUGACCACUGUGAACAGACAUUUAGUUGGAAGGCGACUUUAAAUGAACACAUACGCUCUGCACACAAAGGUGUAUAUUUCGAGUGUGAUGAGUGUGAACUGUCGUUUGUUCGAAAGUGGAAUUUAGAAAAACACAAGAGAGAAGUACAUGAUGGUGAAAAAUUCAAUUGUCCCCAGUGCGAUAAAACAUACUCCACUAAAAAUUUCCUUAAGCAACAUGUACAGGUGCAUCAUAAAGACAAAGAAUGAUCUCUUCGAAAAAUUAAUCAAAGCAGACAGCUGAAUGAACAGCAGUCAUUUUUAUCCUAAUACAGAUGAAGUGCUUUUACCUGUUAGAUGGGAUUAUUUUUAUUUUACUAUUAUUAUUAUUGCUGUGUCCCACCCUCCCUUCCAACGGUACCCACCACCGACACCCACUGAAGAAGCAAUUCAAAGCUAUUAACAGG
Messenger RNA from Trichobilharzia szidati, 1397 nucleotides. Lineage: Eukaryota; Metazoa; Platyhelminthes; Trematoda; Strigeidida; Schistosomatidae. The record is from the annotation of a GenBank genome assembly.